AUGGACAACAAGGAACAUAAAGCUCAUAGACCACGCCAAUCUGGUUCAAAAAAGGAUAAAAAAUCCAAAAAACAAAAGAAAAAUGAAGAGAAAAACAACCCAAAGGCUUUCGCUCCAUUGUCUGGAAGAAAAGCAGAAAAACUUGCUAGACGUAAACAGGAACUGCUUCAAAAGAAACUUCAUGUACCUCUUGUUGAUAGAACUCCAUUAGAACCCCCUCCUAUAAUUGUUGCUGUAGUAGGACCUCCACAGACUGGCAAAACUACUUUGAUAAAGUCUCUUGUAAAAAGAUUCACCAAGCACAGCCUUACAGAAGUAAAAGGACCUAUUACAGUCGUGAGCGGUAAAAAAAGGAGAUUGACAUUUAUAGAAUGUACAAAUGAUAUGAAUUGCAUGAUUGAUGUAGCCAAAAUCGCAGACUUGGUGUUGUUAAUAAUUGAUGCAAGUUUUGGUUUUGAGAUGGAAACGUUUGAAUUUCUAAAUAUUUUACAAGUUCAUGGAUUUCCAAAAAUAUUAGGAGUUCUAACACAUUUGGAUAAAUUUAAAAGAGUUAAGACACUCAAAACAACCAAAAAACGCUUAAAACAUCGCUUUUGGACUGAAAUUUAUCAAGGAGCAAAACUUUUUUAUUUAUCGGGAAUAAUUAAUGGUCGAUAUCCAGAUAGAGAAAUUCACAAUCUUUCUAGAUUUAUUUCUAUAAUGAAAUUUAGACCGUUGAUUUGGAGAAAUACACAUCCUUAUUUGGUUGCCGAUCGUUUAGAAGACCUGACUGAUCCAGAAGAAGUCAGACAGAAUCCUUUAUGUGAUAGGACUAUUACUUUAUACGGAUAUUUACGUGGAACAAAUAUGAAAACCAACAUGAAAGUUCAUAUUCCAGGUGCUGGAGAUCAAACCCUGUCCGAUAUUUCAAUAUUGCCGGACCCAUGUCCGUUACCUAAUAAAGUACGAAGGAGUCUUAGUGAAAAACACAAAGUUAUCUAUGCACCUAUGUCUAAUGUUGGUGGAAUUAUGUACGAUAAAGAUGCCGUUUAUAUCGACGUUCCAGGAAGUUUCAUAAAGAAAUCCGAUCAAAUUAAUGGUGAAGAAGGUGAUAUAGAAUAUGAACAAGGUCCCGGAGAGAAAAUGGUUAUAAAUUUACAAGAUGCUCCAGAUACACUUGCGACUAAAUUAGAAGAGAGUGAACUUGCAAUUUUUGCGAAUUCUGUUCCUAUGAAAGCUUCGGAUUUAGUUGAGGAAAGGAAUAAUGCAACCGAGUCAAAAGAAAUAAACGAGAAUGGUAGAUCGGCUAAUUAUGGUAAAGGUGAUGGUAAUGCCAAACGAAAUGUUGAAGAAGAUAAUGAUGAUAAUGAAGGUGAAAUAUUUGAUUCAGAUACUGAAUCUAGAGAUGAUGAAGUAGUUGACGAUAAUGAUUACGAUGAUUACGAUGAUGAUGACGACGAUGACGACGAUGAUGAAGAUGACGACGAUGAAAAUGAUGAUGAUGAUGAAAAUGACGAUGAUGAUGAUGACGACGAUGAAGAAGAUGAUGAUGACGAUGAUGAUGACGAUGAUGAUGACGAUGAUGAUGACGAUGAUGAGGAUGAUGAGGAGGAACGAGUUAAAAAAAAAAGUUCCGGUAGAAGAGCUGUUCUCAAUAAGUUUGAAGUGAAAGAUCUAGAAAAUGAAGCCAAUGAUAAUGAGGGGGUUGUAUAUGCUGAGAGUGACAGUGAUAUGGAUGACAUUCUAAGUCAAAAUGAGGAGGAUAACUCUGAUCUUGAUGGUGCAUUAAGAUGGAAAUCAAAUUUAGCUGAGAAAGCAAAGGAAACGUUCCUUGCUAAUCGUAAAAUUAGUGUUAUGGAAUUGAUUUAUGGUAAUGAAAAAACACCAGAAGAGAUUGCAUCAGGAAAUCUUUCAGAUUUAUUAAAAGUUGGUGCGAUUUUUGAAAAUAAAAAAGACAAUGUAGAAGAGAAUGAUGAUGAAUUUUUUAAGAUUGUAGAGAAAGAUACUGUAUCUUUGAAUGUUAUCGAUUCUAUUAAAGCAUGCUUAGACACAAGUAAUCUUGAUAAAUGGAAUGAAAAUGAUACAUUAGAGUCUAUUAGAAAUAGAUUUAUUACAGGUAAUCUUGAGGUUGACAAUUCUGCAGGAGAAAAUGAUGAUUCAGAUAGUGAAGACUUUGAAGAUCUUGAAACAGAUGAAGUUGAAAAAUCUAAAGAGGAACUUGAACAAAAAGCUCUUGCGCAAAAAAGAGCUUUGUUGAAGAAAAAGUUUGAUUCGGAAUAUGAUGAAAAGGAUGAUACUCCUAAGGUAGAUUUUUAUGAUGAAAUUAAGGGGGAAAUUUCUAAGCAAUUGCAACUUAAUCGCGAGGAAUUCGAAGACGAUGAUCCUCAUACAAGAGCUAUGAUUGAAGGAUUUCGACCUGGUACUUAUGUCCGAAUUUUACUUAAGGAAAUACAAUGUGAAUUUGUCAAGUAUUUUGAUCCGACAUAUCCAGUAAUAGUUGGUGGUCUAUUAACAACCGAAGCAAAUUUAGGCUUUAUACAGGUUCGUAUAAAGCGACAUCGGUGGCAUAAAAAGAUUUUAAAGACAAAAGAUCCUCUUAUAUUCUCGCUUGGUUGGAGACGUUUUCAAUCAAUACCUAUUUAUUCCUUGAAUGAUGAGACAAGAAACAGAAUGCUUAAAUAUACUCCAGAACAUAUGCAUUGUUUAGCAACUAUUUAUGGACCCAUUUAUCCACCUAAUACCGGUUUCUGUGCAGUGCAAUCUGUUUCUAAUGAUAAUACUACUGCGUUUAGAAUAAGUGCUACCGGAAUAGUACUUGAUAUAAAUCAUUCUGUUGAGAUUGUUAAAAAAUUAAAGUUGACUGGUGUUCCUUACAAGAUUUUUAAGAAUACGGCCUUCGUCAAAGAUAUGUUUACUUCUUCAUUGGAAGUGGCAAAAUUUGAAGGGGCUGCAAUUCGAACAGUUUCGGGAAUUCGGGGUCAAAAACACGAAGGUCACUUUCGUGCUACAUUUGAAGAUAAAGUAUUAAUGAGCGAUAUCGUAUUUUUACGAGCUUGGUACCCAAUCAAACCAAAAAAGUUUUAUAAUCCAGUAACAUCAUUGUUGUUGUCAUCAAAGAAAGAAUGGCAAGGAAUGAGAUUAACAGGUCAAAUUCGUAGAGAAUUAAAUAUUGAAACACCAAAAAAUCCGGAUUCUCAAUACAAGAAAGUCGAACGACAAAAUCGUCGUUUUAAUCCAUUACAUAUUCCAUUAUCUUUACAAGCAAAUUUACCAUUCGCAAGUAAGCCUAAAUUACUUAAAAAAAGAACAAACCAAUCAUAUCUACAAAAACGGGCUGUUGUAUUAGAACCUAAAGAAAAGAAAAUGUAUACGCUUAUGCAACAAAUUCAUACUUUAAAGAAAGAAAAGGAUAGGAAACGUAAAGAAAAACAAACUAAAAAACAUAAUGAAUACGCUAAAAAAAUAGCUAAACAAGAAGUCUUGCUAGUUGAAAAGGAUAAAAAGGAAAGAAAAGAAUAUUUUAGAAAACAAGGUUUAUCGCAAAAAAGAAAAAUUACUUCUUCCGCGGGUACUUCUAAAAGAACUAAAACCAAUUAA
Molecule: messenger RNA, 3576 nt
Organism: Rhizophagus irregularis DAOM 181602=DAOM 197198
Lineage: Eukaryota; Fungi; Glomeromycota; Glomeromycetes; Glomerales; Glomeraceae
Source: RefSeq, a predicted model, not a curated record